AUGGCAUCCCUUCGAUCUCGCUCCUUGACUCUUCGUGCCUUGCGCGCAUCCUCAACUACUUCAAGACCAACUUGCCGACUUCAGAUCACCCGGCCUUCAACGGCGCUUCAACAACCACAAUUCUUCCGCAGUCACUCUACAUCCUCUGUCUCCGCCGAUGAAGUGUCCCAUUUCUCCGGCCUCGCCAGCUCAUGGUGGGAUCCAAUGGGCCCCUCGCGAAUCCUGCAUCUGAUGAAUCCCCUCCGCCACGAGUUCAUCGCAUCAUGUCUCGCCGAAGGUCCCCCACCUUCAGAUCCCCAAUCUACUAGCGCAAACCCCGCAAACCUACACUACCUCGAUAUCGGAUGCGGUGGUGGUAUUUUCGCCGAAUCCCUUGCGCGCACUAUCCCACUCGACCCCUCCGCCGAUGCACCGACACCCACGCGCGCCGCAUCAAUGACAGCUAUCGAUCCCACGACCGCCCUGAUCCAGAUCGCGAAGAACCAUGCUCGCCUGGAUCCUACAGUGGACGCACACCUUCGCAGCGGAAAAUUCCGCUACCUGAACACCACCCUGGAAGAUGUGCUUGCUUCUGAAUCUGAAUCCCCAUCCCCAUCUUCAUCCUCUGUUACACAUCCGCAAUUUGACGUCGUUUCCCUUUUUGAAGUCAUUGAGCACAUAGAUUUCAAGACUACCACUCCAGAGGCAUUCCUUGCUAACUGCCUGCGUGCGGUGAAGCCUGGUGGUUGGCUCGUCGGCUCCACUAUCGCGCGCACAUUCCCGUCAUUCCUGUUGAAUCAGGUUAUCGCGGAGGCACCAUGGCCGAUCGGUGUCGUGCCGCGUGGUACGCAUGAGUGGAGCAAGUUUGUGAACCCAUCCGAGUUGCAGGCUUGGUCGCAGGAGGGUUUGAUGCGGGCCGCUGACACCGGUGUUACUCGUGCGGGGGCUGCUGCCCUUGAAGGCACGCAGUGGAAGUGUGUGGGUACUAUUUAUGUGCCUGGUUUGGGAUGGAAGAUGGUUCCUGGAUCUGAGGAUUGGGGCAACUACUUCUGGGCCAUAAAGAGGGGCAUUUGA
Messenger RNA from Penicillium odoratum, 1053 nucleotides. Its product is annotated as 3-demethylubiquinone-9 3-methyltransferase. The record is from RefSeq and is a predicted model, not a curated record. Gene Ontology annotation, biological process: ubiquinone biosynthetic process. Gene Ontology annotation, molecular function: 2-methoxy-6-polyprenyl-1,4-benzoquinol methyltransferase activity. The transcript has a single exon. Bases 1 to 1053 code for a protein of 350 amino acids. NCBI's taxonomy places the organism in Eukaryota, Fungi, Ascomycota, Eurotiomycetes, Eurotiales, Aspergillaceae.